Funneliformis geosporum is the source of this 318-nucleotide messenger RNA. NCBI's taxonomy places the organism in Eukaryota, Fungi, Glomeromycota, Glomeromycetes, Glomerales, Glomeraceae. The record is from the annotation of a GenBank genome assembly.
AUGACAUGUGUGCCAGCUGCUAUUGCUACAUAUAUCGAAGUUGCAGGAAUAGCGAACACUGAUGAGAGUCUUCAAAACAACCACCUCGGCGCUAAUAAUUCACCAAAUGAAAAAAAAGCUUGUUCUGGCGAUGGUGUCUGGUGUUUUAAAGUGGUCUCUGUUGAUGGCAGACAAGGAUUGAUUAAUUAUUCAGUCAUAUUUGCAAACCGAGAAUCUACUGUGCAAUCAUCUGAUGAUGCCGAUCCUCUUUGUUCAGAGCCUAAAGCAAAUGAGCAUAAAUGUAGAUUUGAAAUUAUUAAUCACGGAUUUGACGUGUAA